Messenger RNA from Daphnia carinata, 3201 nucleotides. RefSeq names its product zinc finger protein 865-like. Lineage: Eukaryota; Metazoa; Arthropoda; Branchiopoda; Diplostraca; Daphniidae. The record is from RefSeq and is a predicted model, not a curated record. Gene Ontology annotation, cellular component: nucleus. The transcript has 6 exons. Gene Ontology annotation, molecular function: protein binding. Bases 610 to 2334 code for a protein of 574 amino acids. Gene Ontology annotation, biological process: regulation of transcription by RNA polymerase II.
UUCCUCUUAUCUUAGUAUUUCGUUAUCUGCUCGACUGCUGGGUCUGCUGGUACACAAAGCCUCCCUCUCACGAUUUAGAUGAGUCUGGCAACCGCGGGAAGAUCAAACCGGUCGUUAAAACAUUCUUUUUUUCCUCCCGAAUUUUAUGGAUAAACAAAUGUUUAAUGCUCGUUCACUUGGGAGCGUGAAAAAUUGUGAUUCGAUGGCAUCCAUUUCUCAUGAAACUAUUUCUGACGACUUGUCCUUGUGAAAUUUUGCUGGCGAGUCGUAUCAAACUUACAUCAUCCAACUCUAAGUAUUAAAAAAAUAUAUAUCGAUGAUAGCCGCUGGUGUUGCCCACAGAGGCUAGCACAACCCUAUUUCGCCUGUGCUGUUUUACACACAGCUGUCGACAUGACAUUUGCGUCGUAAACAGCGCUGUUGUAGGGGCUGCCCCUGUCUUGCAGUGUAAAGGACAGUCUGUUGUACAUAAUUGUGAAAACAGCAAGCUAGCUCCCAGCUGUGUUAGUUUGUGAUGAAGGUCGGACUUUACUGCACCUUUACUAUGUGAACUUGGAAUACCUUGCCCAUAAUCCUGAAGACUUGAAUAGACUUUAAGGCAAACAAAGAAUGGCAGCUGAAGAAUUUGUUCUGCGGUGGAAUAACCACCAGCAGAAUUUUGCUGCUGUGGUAGAGGACCUGUGGAGGCAUGAUACCUUCACAGAUGUGAUCCUCUGCUCUGAGGGAAGGGUGUUCCCCGCUCACCGUGUCAUUCUAUCAGCUUGCAGCCCUUACUUUCUUGAAAUCCUCAGCAAAGUGCCUGAGCACCAGCAUCCUGUUGUGUUCCUCCAGGGGGUGCCGCUCAAGGAUCUGCAUUCUUUGCUCACCUUCAUGUAUUCAGGAGAGGUGGUUGUAUCAGCUGGGUGUGAUAUGGCCUCGUUCUUUCGAACUGCUGAAAAUCUUCAAAUCAAAGGACUGGCUUCGUCGUUGUUCCCAUUUGCUGUAGCUCCCGAACCCGUAAACACACCACUCAGCGCGAGUGAAGGGGGCGCGGGAUCGGCGGAGAACAUAAAUGCAGGUUACCAAGUGAGCCGUCCAGCACCGGGAAACAGCGGAACAGUUAGCCCACCCAUCACAGGCGACAGGCGAUCCCAUCACGUUUCAAGACCAACCAUAGUAUCCGAACCAAUGCGGCCAUCUUCAGCUGACGUGGAUAGUCCACAACACCAACAACAAGCAAUUAGAAUAGAUGGCCGAAUUACAACUUCUCCUGGACGCGCAAGUCCUCCCCUACCAUUACCCAUACGUGCCCCUGUUAUUGGCCCAGUUGCAGCCGAGCAGCAUGCGUUUUCUCAGCAUCACAGCAUGCUUUUGUCCUCUCUAAUGGGCAACAGGUACUCGCCGACACCACUCACCAACCGAUUAAUACCUGCUGCCCUACCCGUUGGUUUACCAUCUCCAUCAGCGGGACGACCUCCGGUAGUAGUGGCCACUCCGCCGAUAGGAGUUGGGCCAGAAGGACCUUGGGUUCCUCGUCAGCAGCAGGUCGUCCCUAUUGCUCCUCCUAUACCACCAGGGCCAAUCGCCUCCCAACGAAUGCCUACCUAUCCUCCUCCACCCCCGUUGCCUGGGCCGUCGUUUAGCCGACGCGGUCGCCCUCCAUCAGACGUCAACGCUCCUCGUCAAGAGUCUACGCCGACCACUGCGUCUACGAUAGCUGUGUCUGAAGUGCCUGCCGCGGUUGCAGUGGCCGAACCACGACCAGCACCGUCCGCCCAAAAUCAGCCGUUGCGAGUGACAGUGGUGACUCCCCAGGGCCCAGUUACCAUGUUCCAGUGUCCCUAUUGCGGAAAACGCUUUCGGCGAAGAGAUCACUUGCGCCAACACAUCCGCACUCACACAGGUGAAAAACCAUUUCAAUGCAACACCUGCGGCCGCCGAUUUAGCCAGUCGCAACAAGUGCGAAUCCACAUGCGUGUUCAUUCCGACGCCUCGACGACCGGAACGGCCAACCACCCACCACACGUCCCACCCACGCCGGGCCAAGGAUCACUCACAGGGGCUGGCCAUAGUCGAAGCAACAGAGGUCGCGAUUCAUACCUACGUGGCAGCAGCAGCAGUAGCAUUGGUAGCGCCCCAAGAGAAGCCUUUGUGGCCGAAUCGGACGUUCAAUCGAAUGUGAUCGCCUCUCAGCCGGGCAUUGGUGCCGGCUCCAACGGAAGUCCAAGGACUUCUUCGGCCGGAUCGGUUCUUGCAACGACCUCCCCUCCGCCACUGAUACAGACCAAACCGACCAGUCCUCCUCCUAGUUCCUGCGACCAGGAUUCACCGACGGCCAACAAUAAUAAUGCCUAAAGGUGGUAGGUUGGGAUGUAGGGGGAGGUCCUGAGUUAGGAAAUGGGGAAAAAUCUUGUUUUCACAUUAAAUCUUUUAACCUAAGCCUCGUGCGAUAUCCAAGCGCCAUUCAUCGUACUGCCGUACCAUGUUCAAUGCUCUUUAACAAAUUGAAUUUCCCUGCCCUAUAUUAAUACCGCUCCAAAAUAUCUUUCUCUCCAUUUUGGGGCUGGUUCACUGCCAUCAGCCGGUCGAAUUCUUUUUUGCCCCAUUUUCCCUUUAUUUUCCUUUUGGCUAAAGGAGCCUUUUGGGGUGAAACCGGUUAACCGUUGCUUUUUUUUCUAUAUAUAUUAUCGUUGAUUAACCGUGGGCAUUUUUAAAAAAACGAGCGUUUUUUCCACCUUUUUUUUAAGUGUGUGCCUGGUAGGAUUUGCUCUUUUAAGGUCGGUGCCUUUGAUUGGGUUAAGCAGAGAUAGACAAUGCGCUAAACGAGGCGAGAGAAACAAAUAGGCGCAGCGUUGUGUUAGUGAACAGCCCAGUGAUUGUGAUCAUUGAAAUCCGAGACCCAGAAUAUGAGCCAGCGAAGGAGCGUGAGAUUGAAAGUAAAAGAGAAUAGCUGAUUGUGCGAAUUUAAGCAUUUCAGAACAGUCUGUGAUAACCCAGUUGAGUUAGAAUCGACAGAAUUGCACAGCGGAAAAUCCAAAAAAAACAAAACAAUUAUAUAUGUUGCAACUAACUCGUGAUAAAAGGCGCUGUGCUUCUUGGUUGAUAUGUUUCAUGCGUGUUGUUAAAAUAACUCGUAGAUGGAAAAGACGUGGAACUGACUGUGAAAGGAUAUUCUAUCGCGCCAAGCCAUCAAAUGUGUACGUGUGUUGUCCCAAAAAUCCC